GCGGGUCUGAGCAGCUCCAACGGUCGAGGUAGUGGACGGCUGGCGGUGGCUGUGAGUUGGUGUUGGAAGUUGAUAUACUCAGAAUACUCAAAAUGGAAAACUUUGUCCUUUAUGAAGAAAUUGGAAAAGGAAAUAAAUCGACUGUUUACAAAGGCAGAAGAAAGGGAACUAUUAAUUUUGUAGCUAUUUUAUGUAUUGACAAAUCAAAAAGGCCAGAGAUCACUAAUAGGGUCCGACUUACUCAUGGUAUUGAACACCAGAAUAUCGUAUUAUUUCAUGAGUGGUAUGAGACAAGCAAUCACCUAUGGCUUGUAGUGGAACUGUGCACAGGAGGCUCUUUGGCAAUGAUUAUCGCCCAAGAUGAAUACCUACAUGAGGAUGUAGUUAGACAGUUUGGUAUUGAUCUAGUGAUGGGUUUGCACCACAUUCACGAGCUGGGCAUCAUAUUUUGUGAUCUUAAUCCUGCUAAGAUAUUGGUCGAUGGACCAGGCACUCUGAAGUACAGUAACUUCAGUCUAGCCAAGGCAGAAGGAGAGAAUCUAGAGGAGUUCUUUGCACUGAUUGGCACAGAUGAUGAUGUAAAUGAAAAUAAUGAAGACACGUGGAAGAAAUCCCAAAGUCGAACUCGAGGGUCCACAAUGUAUAUGGCUCCUGAAGUUGUGAAGGGUGAAGAUUAUUCUCCAGUCAGUGAUUUAUGGUCUCUGGGCUGUGUACUGUACGAAAUGUUUACAGGAAAACCACCAUUUUUCUCAGAAAACUUGUCUGAGUUGGUGGAGAUGAUUUUGCAUGAAGAUCCACUACCACCCAAACAAGGACCCACUGGACAAAAACCUUCUCCUGCAUUUCUUGGUUUGAUUGAAGACUUGCUUCAGAAGGACCCUUCAAAAAGACCAAAAUGGAGUAGCCUCUUGGAGCAUCCUUUCUGGCAGGGAUCCUGUGCUGAAUUUGACAAGGCCUUCAGUGAUGAUGAGAAGAGCUGCAGCAGCAUGAGCAGUAGUGAAAUUUGUUCCUCAGUCACUGCCAGUGAGCUGCAACAAAGCAGAGGAAGCAAAAGUCUGCAAGCAUCUAGCAUCAAAAUGGACAGCAGCCAUCAACCGAAGUCAUACAAAUUAGAAAAUCUUGCUGAUUUGCAGCCAAAGAAUGCUCUGGACAUGAAUUCCAAGGAGUCCAUCUUCUUACUCAGUUCCCAUCCAACACCAAGAACUAGCUUGAAUGUAUGCCAGAAUGACAUCGGAACCCAGAAUGCUCCACCAAAAAGGGCCUCCAUUUCAAUACAGGAUAUGACCUCCGAGAUCAAGCGGCUUACGUACACUGAUGCUGAUCUUAUAGUGACACCCAUUAUGGACAACCCCAAGAUUUUGAAGCCAGCGCCCAUGAAGUUCGAUGCUAAAACUCUCAGUGUUCCAGCCUAUUCAGUUGAGAAACUUGUGUCCCUAAAGGGACAGGACUGGAAUCUUUUCAUUAGGCAGCUGUGCUCACUGAUGGAUGUUGGGGAGAAGGCUGCAGGGGCACCAAGAGCCAAGUUGAACUUGAUGUGUUAUCUCUGCAUGGUCGCUAGUCACAGGGAAGUGGCCACAAGAAUGAUGGACUCACAGUUGUUCCUACUGUUAACACAACAAUUGCGUGCAGCUCCAAACUGGGAUGUUCGUGCUAAAAUGGUCCGUCUGAUUGGCUUGCUGGCUUGCCACACAGCUGAAUUGAAGGAUGAUGUCCCAAUAACUGAAACCAUCACCAUUCUAACUGAGUUGAUUCGAGAGAACUUCAGGAACACCAAACUGAAGCAAUGCCUAUUACCUCCUCUAGGAGAACUUGUGUAUCUCGUGGCCAUCCAGGAGGAGAGAAGACCACACUCAAGAGACCAUUGGACUAUCCCCUCCGCAGCCUACGCUGUGGUAAUGAGAUGUAUUCGGGAAGGGGGAGAUCCUGUUACUAAUCAUUUAGCAGCAAAGAUUGUGGAGAAUGUCUGCACCACAAAUUCAUCCAUAGUCCAAGGAUUUAUUACUGGAGAGAUUGGUCAGUUGCUUUGGUACCUGUUUACACAUUCCACUGUGGACUCUUUACGAGUGACAGCCAUUUCGGCUUUGUGCAGAAUUACCCACCAUUCUGCUAGUGCUUUUCAAAGUGUCAUUGACAAGGUCGGCCUUACGGCAGUAGUGAACUCCCUGCAGGCAGGAGUAAGCCGUAUUCAACAGUACAUAUUGACCAUGUUUAUUGCAAUGCUCUCAUCUGGCGUGCACUUACAAAGACUGGUGCAGGAAAAGGAUUUUGUCACAAAAAUUGUCCGUUUAUUGGAAAGCCCUUCAACAGUAAUUCGAGCAAAAGCUUUUCUUGUCUUACUGGAAGUUUUAAGGAAUAACAAGGAGAUGCUUCUGCUUUGUUGCCAGACCAGGUUAGUGAUGUAUAUGGAAAGAGAUAGCAGAAAAGGAAAGGAACAGCGAAACACCAAUGAAUACUUGUCCAAAUGUCUGGAUCUGCUAAUCUGUCACAUUAUUCACGAACUGCCAGGAAUUAUAGGUGGUGUUCUUUCUGCUUUGUGUAAUGUCUCUGGACGCAAACAUCCUUCAACAAUUCAAGCCAAACAUUUGAAGACUUGCCUUCCAAUGAUGCCUAUAAUGCUCCAUCUUGUGACAGCUCAGGUAUUUAGACCACAGAUUAUCAAUGAGGAAUUUCUUAUCAACUGUGGAGCAUUGCUUAGUCAUAUCAAAUCUAUUGAUUCUGGAGAAACAAAUUUAGAAAGUGCAGUGGGUCAAACUGGUUCAGAAGAACUUAUCAGAAUAGUCUUUUCAUCAUGGGAGGCUGUGACACAGCAUCCAUCACUCCUGAGUUCACAUCUUUCCACAAUUGUUGACUGUGUUCUCCCUCCCUUAGUUUCUCUGGUGCUUAGUCAGAAUGUGGAGUGGCGGAUCUUCAGCUUGCGGUUGCUGUCAGAGACUACAUCUCUUGUGGCAAACCAUGAGGCCACGUUGGAAGAGAAAGAGGAGUAUCUUGCUGCAAACAACAAAUGGCUGGCCCUCAUCCGGGAAUCCCUGCUCCCUCAUUAUGAGCAGAUCUUGAUGGAACCUGAUCCAGUACCACUCUACGCCUUGAAGCUGCUUGUCACCCUGACUGAUUGCAGUCCAGUUUUCAUAAGAUUGAUUGAAGAAAGUCAGAUUGUGCCCAAUCUUUUCCAGGUUAUGUUGGAACAACAGGACAAUCUUCUAGGUACUGCCAUGCAGAGUGUGGUAUUAUUGGUCAACAACCUAGUUGCCUAUAAAGAUGUCAACAUGAAAGUGCUUUACGAACAAGGUCUUGUUGAUCACAUCCGCAACUUAUUCAUUGAAGCAACAGCCCUGUACCUUGAAACAGAUGAUAAAAGAAGUGUGAAGACUACAAGCAAUCUGCUGUUAUCCCUAAUUGAUAUUUUACAUAGUAUGCUAAAGCACGUAUCCUGUAUUGUCCGCUUUGCUUUGCAGGCACAAAAAUCAGGCACGGGAGGGGACACCCAAGCUGCUGAAGACCUUCUGCUUAUCAAUAAACCCCUGACAGGCUUAAUUAGCCUGCUUAUUCAACUGCUCUCCAGUGAUGACCCAGAUGUGCAGGAGAGUUCUCUGCAUUCUCUGUCACUUAUGGUUCAGCUUUACGGAGGUGAAAACCAAGAUAGCCUGUCUCCAGAAAACAUGGACUCACUUGCAGAAGCACUGAAAUGUAGAAGAGAUCCAAAACAGCAGAAAAUUUUACUUAGGGUCAUCAAAAGGCUGGUGAGCUCCAAUGAAAGACAUGGAGAAAGCAUCAAGAGUGAAGGAGGGGUUCUUGUUGAAAUCCUUCAAAGACUGGCCCGAGCUGACAGUUCUCACACCGAUAUUGCCAUUGCAUCAUUGGCCUCUGAAAUCCUGAGGCUCAUUGGGCAGUGACUUGAUGCCUACUCCAGGAUCUCUAUUCACUAUAGACCCAGUGCUACAGAACCACCAACUGCUCCAUACCACUACUUGUUACAGUAAAUAUGUCAUUAUCAGCACUCGCUACAGAACCACUAAAUACUCCAGUAUCAGUACUCACAGCCCUCAGGAUUAAAAGUGAAAUAAGAAGGAUCUUAAUGGAGGAGAGAGAUAUUCGAUUGCCUUUUGCGUUGACUGGUUUUAUCAUGGACUCAAGAAAAGCCAGAAACAAGAACGUUUUCUUCAAGGAAACUAGAGUAGAGUUGGAGGAAAGGAACUGUACCAAAAAUAAUUUUUAAAAAUAUUGCUCUUCUCAAGAACAUCUUGUGAUCUUCUUUGACAUGAUAUGAAAUUAAGAUGCAAUUGAAACUAAAUACCUGUCCUCAGUCAUUAACACUUAAUUUGCAUUUUGUCAAGCUUAAUGUCAGUGGAAUAGGUAUUUUCGAAUCUCUCUUGCAUGUUUGACUAUCCAAAGCCAAAUGUCUCAGCAAUUGUUUUUGUGUUCUCUCAUCAGUCUCUGAUCUACUGGGCCUGUAACAGACUUCCACUCGGCUGGAAUAUUUUUCCUAUUGUUUGAUACUUAGACUUGUGAAUUUCAGUCUGGGGAUGGAUGUUUACUGAAAUCUUGCACUUCUCUCUUCCUUUGCAAAUGGAUAAGCAUUAGUAAU
Pristis pectinata (smalltooth sawfish) is the source of this 4582-nucleotide messenger RNA. RefSeq names its product unc-51 like kinase 4 (gene ulk4). NCBI's taxonomy places the organism in Eukaryota, Metazoa, Chordata, Chondrichthyes, Rhinopristiformes, Pristidae. Gene Ontology annotation, molecular function: ATP binding; protein kinase activity. Bases 93 to 3890 code for a protein of 1265 amino acids. The transcript is spliced from 37 exons. The record is from RefSeq and is a predicted model, not a curated record. Gene Ontology annotation, biological process: protein phosphorylation.